Messenger RNA from Dipodomys ordii (Ord's kangaroo rat), 3276 nucleotides. It is a transcript of the gene Fgd1, whose product is annotated as FYVE, RhoGEF and PH domain containing 1. Gene Ontology annotation, biological process: cytoskeleton organization; filopodium assembly. Gene Ontology annotation, molecular function: guanyl-nucleotide exchange factor activity; metal ion binding. NCBI's taxonomy places the organism in Eukaryota, Metazoa, Chordata, Mammalia, Rodentia, Heteromyidae. Gene Ontology annotation, cellular component: cytoplasm. The coding region runs from base 229 to 2622 and encodes 797 amino acids. The record is from RefSeq and is a predicted model, not a curated record. The transcript has 18 exons.
CAGCAGGACGGACAGCUUCUCAUCUGGUUGCUGCACCAGGGAAACCGGAUCCUGGUUAAAAGUUUGUCCCUUGACCCUGGCCAGAGCCUUGAGCCUCAUCCAGAAGGUCCUCAGCGGCUUCGCUCAGACCCAGGCCCCCCCACUGAAAUCCCUAGCCAGCGUCCUUCACCACUGAAGCGGGCACCGGGCCCAAAGCCGCAGGUUCCCCCAAAGCCCAGCUACCUGCAGAUGCCCCGGAUGCUUCCCCCACCUGAGCCCAUCCCUCCUCCACCAUCACGCCCACUGCCUGCAGACCCUCGAGUGGCCAAAGGUCUGGCUCCCAGGGCAGAAGCCAGCCCCAGUUCUGCAGCUGUAUCUUCACUGAUUGAGAAGUUUGAACGAGAACCUGUGAUUGUCACCACCGAUAGGCCAACCCCUGGCCCCUGUCCCGGACCCCCAGAGCCAGCUAUGUUGCCACAGCCACCCCUGCAGCCCCCAGUGUCCCAGCUUCCUGAGGGUGAGGCCUCCCGCUGCCUGUUCCUGUUGGCUCCUGGGCCCCGGGAUGGUGAGAAGGUACCCAACCGAGACAGUGGCAUUGACAGCAUCAGCUCACCAUCCAACAGUGAAGAGACCUGCUUCGUCAGUGAUGAUGGGGCCCCCAGUCACAGCCUCUGUCCUGGGCCCCCUGCCUUGGCCAGUAUGCCUGUUGCUUUGGCCGAUCCCCACCGGCCUGGCUCUCAGGAGGUUGACAGUGACCUGGAGGAGGAAGAGGACGAGGAGGAGGAGGAAGAAGAGGAGGAAGAGGAAGUGAAAGACAGAGAAAUCCCAGUGUCCCCAAUGGAGAGACAGGAGUCCGUGGAGCUGACUGUGCAGCAGAAGGUAUUCCACAUUGCCAAUGAACUCCUGCAAACUGAGAAGGCCUAUGUUUCUAGACUUCAUCUUCUGGAUCAGGUGUUUUGUGCCCGGCUGUUGGAAGAAGCUCGGAACCGCAGUUCCUUCCCUGCUGAUGUGGUCCACGGCAUCUUCUCAAAUAUCUGCUCCAUCUAUUGCUUCCAUCAACAGUUCUUGCUGCCAGAGCUGGAGAAGCGUAUGGAGGAAUGGGACCGCUACCCACGCAUUGGAGACAUCUUGCAGAAGCUGGCCCCCUUCCUCAAGAUGUAUGGCGAGUAUGUGAAAAACUUUGACCGGGCUGUAGAGCUGGUUAACACCUGGACAGAGCGCUCCACCCAGUUUAAAGUCAUCAUCCAUGAGGUGCAGAAGGAAGAAGCCUGUGGCAACCUGACACUGCAGCACCACAUGCUGGAGCCUGUGCAGCGCAUCCCACGCUAUGAGCUGCUUCUCAAGGACUAUCUGUUAAAGCUGCCUCAUGGCUCCCCGGACAGCAAGGAUGCCCAAAAGUCUCUGGAGCUGAUAGCCACAGCGGCAGAGCACUCUAAUGCUGCCAUUCGCAAGAUGGAGCGAAUGCAUAAGCUGCUGAAGGUAUAUGAGCUGCUAGGAGGUGAGGAGGACAUUGUCAGCCCAACCAAAGAGCUCAUAAAAGAAGGCCACAUCCUGAAGCUCUCAGCAAAGAAUGGGACCACUCAAGACCGAUACCUCAUACUAUUCAAUGACCGCCUCCUUUACUGCGUGCCCAGGCUGCGGCUGCUUGGCCAGAAGUUUAGCGUGCGGGCACGCAUCGAUGUAGAUGGCAUGGAGCUAAAGGAAAGCUCCAACUUCAACCUUCCUCGGACCUUCCUGGUAUCAGGAAAGCAGCGCUCCCUGGAGCUCCAGGCCAGGACUGAGGAGGAGAAGAAAGAUUGGGUCCAGGCCAUCAACUCCACCCUCUUAAAGCAUGAACAGACCCUGGAGACCUUCAAACUGUUGAACUCAACAAACAGGGAAGAUGAAGAUACCCCACCCAACUCACCAAACGUGGACCUUGGGAAGAGAGCACCCACGCCCAUCCGGGAAAAGGAAGUCACCAUGUGCAUGCGCUGCCAGGAGCCUUUCAACUCCAUCACCAAACGCAGGCACCACUGCAAGGCUUGUGGGCAUGUGGUUUGUGGGAAGUGCUCUGAGUUCCGGGCCCGCCUCAUCUAUGACAAUAACCGCUCCAAUCGUGUGUGCACUGAUUGCUAUGUGGCCUUGCAUGGGGUGCCCGGGAGCAGUCCAGCCUGCAACCAACAUACACCCCAGCGCAGGAGGUCUAUCCUGGAGAAACAGGCCUCGGUAGCUGCUGAGAACAGCGUCAUCUGCAGCUUCCUGCACUACAUGGAAAAGGGCGGGAAAGGAUGGCACAAGGCAUGGUUCGUGGUCCCUGAGAAUGAACCUUUGGUGCUGUACAUCUAUGGAGCCCCUCAGGAUGUGAAAGCCCAGCGCAGCCUGCCCCUCAUUGGCUUUGAGGUGGGACCUCCUGAGGCAGGGGAGCGGCCUGACAGAAGGCAUGUCUUCAAGAUAACCCAGAGCCACCUAAGCUGGUACUUCAGUCCCGAGACAGAGGAGCUUCAGCGGCGCUGGAUGGCUGUGCUGGGCCGGGCAGGCCGUGGGGAUACGUUCUGCCCUGGGCCCACACUGUCUGAGGACAGGGAGAUGGAGGCACCAGUGGCUGCAUCAGGAGCCACUUCUGAGUCCCCUGAAGCCCCCCAGACCCGAGACAAGACCUAGAGGGUUUAGGGGGGGAAUUGGGAGCCCCCACCCCACACUCUAGCUGCCCAUGUCCAACUGGGGACUCCAGCCCCCUCCCCUCCCAGCUCAGUCAAUACUUGAACUCCCAUUACGGGCACUUUCAAUCCCGAAUGCUGGGUUUUGGGUUUUUUUUUAAAUUCAUCUUUUCACAAAAUGUGGGCUUUUAAACACAAAUAUUCCUACAGUGAUAUUAAUUAUUUUUUAAAAAAAAUCCCUGUCCCCAGGGAGGUUGGGAGCUAUUGCUAGACCCACCUGAAUUCAAUUAUUUACACCCCAUCCCAAACACCCCAAAAAUCUUGCCUCCACCCAAUCCCCCCCCCCAAACAAAAGCACCAGAGGCAGGAAACAUGAAUUCAAGUGCCAGCUCUGCCACAAACCCUGGGGCCCGACCCACUCCCACCUCUUCAGCCAGUGUCUUCACAUUUUUGACUCCACGUGGGAUGGUGACUAAACCCCCUCCUGCCUCUUCCACAGCUUAUAGCUUCCUGGCCCCAAGGCUACCCAGGAUUUUAACGUCCAGACCCAUGGCAGGGCCACUGGGCAGGACAGGGGAACAGGGGUGGGGGGAGGACAAUGGAUACUCUUUGUUUUGUUUUUUAAAGAAAAAUACAGUUUAUUUCAGGCUUACAGUAA